AUGGACGAAUCUACGAAAAAAACUGCUAAACUGGAAAUAAAUAAAUCGUUGUCGCUGAGCAUUUUUAGUAUGCGGCACAUCGGUUUAUCUUUUGAUAAGCCCAAGAACGCCUCUGCUUACUUUCGCCAAAAACUAAUUUUUGUCGCGUCCGUCUGCGGUAUCUGCUGUCACGUUUUCAGUGAAUUCAUUAACAUAGUCCUCACGUUCGCCAGUUCACCUCGUGUCGAAGAUGUCGUUCCGCUCUUUCAUACUUUUGGUUACGGCGCAUUGAGUAUCGCGAAAGUUUUUGUUUUGUGGUACAAAAACACUGUAUUUGGAGAACUAAUAGAUGAACUGGCCGGAAUAUGGCCUAUGCCUCCUCUUGAUGAAAAUGCUUCAAUAAUCAAAGAGAAGAGUCUCGCAGCUUUGCGUGUGAGCCAUCGAUGGUAUUUUGCUGUUAAUGUACUUGGGGUAUGGUUUUAUAAUUUAACACCGAUUAUAAUUUAUUUCUACCGAGCCUGGCAAGGUCAUGACACUCAAAUGGGAUUUGUGUGGGUGUCCUGGUAUCCCUUUGACAAACACCAACCCAUUGCGCAUAUUGCAGUAUACUUAUUUGAAAUAUACGCUGGUGUUACCUGUGUGUGGAUAAUGAUAUCAUCUGACUUGCUAUUUUCUGGAAUGGCGAGUCAUAUUGCUCUUCUGUUACGUAUGCUACAGAAGCGUUUAGAAUCAUUAGGUUCAGUCGAAAAAACUGAUGACGAUCACUACGAAGAAAUACGUUCAAAUAUAAAGCUGCAUCAAAGACUAAUAAGCUACUGCAGUAACUUAGAGGAAGCUUUCUCUCUAUGCAAUCUUAUAAACAUUGUAAUGAGUUCCAUAAACAUUUGCUGUGUAGUCUUCGUCAUUGUGUUACUAGAACCGUUAAUGGCGAUAAGCAAUAAACUUUUCCUAGGAUCAGCAUUAAUCCAAGUAGGAGCGUUGUGUUGGUAUGCGGAUGAUAUUUUUCAUGCGAAUGAAAAUAUAGCUGCAGCUAUUUACAGUAGUGGCUGGUAUAAACUGAAUCCUCGUUGUCGACGUGCUCUAGCUUUUCUUAUUCUCAGAUCUCAAAAACCUCUUGCAUUCACCGCCAUGAAGUUUACUAAUAUAUCACUAGUAACAUAUUCUUCGAUUUUAACAAGAUCGUACUCGUACUUCGCUUUACUUUAUACAAUGUACAACAAGAACUAAAAAGAAUCAAAUGAUAACAAACGUUUUGUAACUGACAUUUCAUAGCCUUUUCAAUAAUUGUAGUGCAUAGUAAAAAUAAAAUUGAAAUAAAAGCUUUAAUUUAUUUUA
Molecule: messenger RNA, 1314 nt
Organism: Melitaea cinxia (Glanville fritillary)
Lineage: Eukaryota; Metazoa; Arthropoda; Insecta; Lepidoptera; Nymphalidae
Product: odorant receptor 85c-like
Exons: 9
Coding region: 1-1206 (401 amino acids)
Biological process (GO): detection of chemical stimulus involved in sensory perception of smell; sensory perception of smell
Cellular component (GO): plasma membrane
Molecular function (GO): olfactory receptor activity; odorant binding
Source: RefSeq, a predicted model, not a curated record